AUGCCUUGCUGCAACAUUGACGGCUCGAAUAAACUACCUCUGAUGUUCCUGGGUACGUCUCAGAAUCCACGUGACCUGCCCAAGGACAAGUCUGACCUUCCAGUAUAUUACAAAAGCUCGAAGAAGGCUUGGAUGAACCGAGAUUUGUUUAAACAGUGGUUCUUCGAACAGUUCAUUCCCUCGGUACAGAAUUUUGCACAGCAGAACGGACGAGAACCUAGAGCGUUGUUACUCCUAGAUAAUUGUUCGGCGCACCACGAUGGUGGCACCAUUCUCGAAAGCAAUGACGGGAAAAUAAAAGUGAUUUUCCUUCCACCAAAUGUCACCUCACUCGGUCAGCCAAUGGAUCAAGGAGUACUCCAUGCGGUGAAGAAACGGCACAAGAAAAAACUCAUGCUUCAUUUGCUUCUUGAUGACACCGACUGCAGUAUCUUUGAAGAAAGGCUUAAGAAAAUCAGUCUGCGCCAAGUUAUUGACUGGUUACAUCAAUCAUGGGAUGAAAUCUCACAUAAGACAAUUGAGGGUUCAUGGAAGAACCUUCUAGAUGAAUAUCCGCUCUUCGAUCUAGAAGAAGCUGAAAGUGGGUCAUUAGAUAAUGACGUAUUGGCUCUUGUGAAAGCUACAGCACAUUUCUACCAGGAGAAUCCCAGUAAUGAUGACAUAAAAGACUGGUUGAAUGACUCAGUAUGUGACAGCAAAGGGAACAAAAUCAUCGGUGAUUGUGAUGUGUACACUGACAACGAAAUUUUGGACAGCGUUCUACAUGAGAACAAAGCGGAACCCGAUGAGGAGUGA
Messenger RNA from Armigeres subalbatus, 795 nucleotides. Its product is annotated as tigger transposable element-derived protein 7-like. Bases 1 to 795 code for a protein of 264 amino acids. Gene Ontology annotation, cellular component: nucleus. NCBI's taxonomy places the organism in Eukaryota, Metazoa, Arthropoda, Insecta, Diptera, Culicidae. Gene Ontology annotation, molecular function: DNA binding. The record is from RefSeq and is a predicted model, not a curated record. The transcript has a single exon.